AUGGCAUGCGCGCUCGUCUUCAAUCGCCGGCUUACAAAAACAUCCGUAUGCUUGUUGUCCCUGCUCCUUUCCUACGUGGGUUACUGCGCCUUAUUCCACGCAGACCCCCUCAUGCCGCCCGUCUCGGGCGAUCCGUCACCAAGCUGCAAUCGGAGGCUACCAGCCGAUGGAAGCUGCGCGUCUCCACCCCCGUCUGCCGUGGAGGCAUCCAGGGUGAAGGCAGCCGAGGGGUCGCCCUCAAUUUCGCUUCACGCCAGGAGCGACACGCCCAGUCCGCCUAUGGGCCACCCAAAGUUCGGCAAUAAAAAGUUGCCCAAUGCCAUCAUAGUUGGCGUGAAAAAAGGAGGAACAAGGGCAGUUCUGGAGUUUAUACGGAUCCACCCGGACGUGAGAGCUGCGGGGACUGAGACGCACUUCUUUGACAGGCAUUAUGACAGAGGGUUCGAGUGGUACAGAGCUUCAAUGCCAAGGACUCUUGAAGGGCAGCUCACCAUGGAGAAAACGCCCAGCUACUUUGUGACGAAAGAGACGCCGCACAGAAUCGCCGCGAUGUCCCGAGACACCAAACUCAUCGUGGUGGUUCGCGACCCCGUCACCCGAGCCAUCUCGGAUUACACCCAGACUUUGUCCAAAACACCUGACUUGCCGAGCUUCCAGGAACUGGCCUUCCGGAACCAGACUUUGGGCUUGGUGGACGCGUCUUGGAACGCCAUUCGCAUCGGGCUGUACGCCCUCCACCUGGAGAACUGGCUGCGCUACUUCCCUCUAGCGCAGAUCCACUUUGUCAGCGGCGAGCGGCUCAUCACCGACCCGGCGGGCGAGCUGGCUCGGGUGCAGGACUUCCUGGGGCUCAAGCGCAUCGUCACGGACAAGCACUUCUACUUCAACCGCACCAAAGGCUUCCCGUGCCUCAAGAAACCGGAGAGCAGCGGCUCGCCUCGCUGCCUGGGCAAGUCCAAGGGCAGGACCCACGUCCAGAUCGACCGAGACGCCAUCGAACAGCUCCGGGACUUCUACAGACCCUUCAACGUCAAGUUCUACGAGAUGGUGGGUCAUGAUUUUAAGUGGGAGUAG
Molecule: messenger RNA, 1074 nt
Organism: Syngnathus typhle (broad-nosed pipefish)
Lineage: Eukaryota; Metazoa; Chordata; Actinopteri; Syngnathiformes; Syngnathidae
Product: heparan sulfate glucosamine 3-O-sulfotransferase 2-like
Exons: 2
Coding region: 1-1074 (357 amino acids)
Molecular function (GO): [heparan sulfate]-glucosamine 3-sulfotransferase activity
Source: RefSeq, a predicted model, not a curated record